GAGCGGGAGCCGAGCGGGAGCCGAGCGGAGCCGAGCGUCGGAGGCCGGUUGCAGCGAGCGGGCCGAAGGCAGGCUGGGGCUGAAGCUGGGCCUGGGCCUCAGCUCUUUACCUCAUGAGUAGGCGGAAGCUUGAAGAUGGGGUGCCACCUUCUGCCCUCCAAAAAAGCAGAAACUACCCCGCAACCCGAUCUUCCACAGCUAAAGAAGCCCAACUCUGCAAGCCCACAAAGACAUUGUGCCUGGCUUCAACCCGCAAAGCAGCCAACAGACAUCUUCCCAAAACGCUAAAACGUGGGAAAAAACAUCUACUGAAAUCAGAAUUACAAGAACUGAAAACCAAAAACGCCGCUUUGCCCAAAUCGCCGGCUGAACCCCCCGAGGAAGAUGAACGUUCUGGGGAGCUGACUGGUGGGGCGGUGCUCCCGGACACAUCCGGAGUUGGCCCGACGACGGACGUGCCAGUCCGGCGGGAUGAGGCCGGCCUCUCUUCUAGCCACCCCGAAGCUAACUGUCUCUUAGCCAAAGAAGAAAGCGAUGGCGGCCCCCCCGGCCCUGGCGAGGAGGGCGAUGGCAGUCCCGGGUCGCUGGGGGAGUCAGGGCUGGAGGCGGUGGGUCUCCGAAUGGACAGCAGCAUCUUUUUGGACGAAGACAGUAACCAGCCCGUGCCUGUGGGUCAAUUUUUUGGAAAUGUCGAACUCAUGCAGGACCUUCCACCAGUUUCUGCGCCUUACACUUUGAUGAGCAGGCGAGAAUUUAGAAAAAUGCACUUCCGGGCUAAGGAAGACGAUGACGACGAUGACUACAGUGAUGUAUUAUAAACGCAGAGGGGAAGAUACAAAUACACAUCUAAAGUAACAAAAUCAAGUCUCCAUCUUGUUUAUGUUCAGUUAAAGGUCGAACAUGAAAAAUUAUCCCCGAAGCCAUUCACAUUCAGAUGUUUCUAUGACAACUUAAUCUUCACAGUAGUUUCCUGACAAACCUAAAGAAUCUAGCUCUGGGGAUACAAUACAACACUUUCCUAAACCCAACAUGGAAAAAAUGAAAGUCAGUUCUCAUGGGAUAUGGGGGCUAGCUUUCCCGACGAACCCUGCACUAAGGGAAACUCACUUUACGGUACACAUACAGGCUGACCAACAGCACAAAGGUGGAUGUGACUUCUCCAACACCACAGAUUGUUGUAUCCAGAGAGAUGUGGGUCAUGGGAAGAACAUUCCCUGAUCCCCCAGUGAUGGUCUCUAUCUACAGAGCACGGUGAAAGGAGUGUUAUGGCAGAGCUUACUGCAUCUUGAUUUGUGGUGAAGUAUUGAAGAUCUCUCAUACUCUUGGGUGGUUGUCACGUUCGUUUUGGUGUUGCGAUGUAGACAAAAGAUAGGAGUUAUUUUUCAUUUACAACCACGUCGACUGUAGUUCUGUGAAACUCGUUACUGCCCUUUGUAGCGAGAGUUUAUUUUUGGUCAUUUAUGACUGGAUCAGUCUUAGCAAGCAGCGGGCAAAGGCCAUAAGAAUAACAUGGUACUUUAUAUCUACAUUUUUAUGUAAUUUUUAAAAACUUGUCUUCCAUCCCCAGUCUAGGGUGUUUGCUUUAUCAAUCAGUUUUCCCCCAACAGGUAACUGGUUACACUUCCAUCUGUCUCUAAUUUGCUUUGUAAUUUAGUUCUUCUGGUUAUGAUGACUGUGUUUACCUUUUCGGUUCUGAAAGGAAAUGCCUUUGUAAUGGGCAAGUGAAGUCCUUUUUAAAACUAUUUGCAUUUUUAAUAGACUCUGGGUCUUUCUCUUCCAGAGGGUUGCAUUUCUGCUGUUAGGAAGCCCAAGGUCAAAUUUAGGUUGUCCGGCCCAUUAAGUAACCUUACGCAUUAAGUAGCCGUGACGCACCGGAGACAAAGACUCGUUCUCAGGCAUCUGAGACUUGGAUAUUUUAGUCCCUUUCUAAACUACUUUAGCACAAAGCAACAAUAAUUGAGGAAAAUUAAUGUUUCUAGGUAUUUAAUCAUUACAGGGGACACUUUUCCAAGUAUCGCAGUUACUCUGCUGCCCAAGGAAAAUCCCCCUGUGGGCUACCAACCGACUGAAACAGUUUUCUUUUAUAAAGCUCGCCUCCAUUGGAGGUCUCAGCGGGGAACUUUAUUCAAAAGUCUAUGUGGUAUUUUGACUGUAGCAUAGCCAAUUCAAGAGUAAUUCGUGGCCAAAAUAUUGUUUCAAAAAAAGGCUCUGGAAGCUAAUUGUGACAACAGUGGGGUUUUUUGAACAAAGCUUUUGCUUUAGCUCAGGAAAAUUUCUCUAUGCAUUGAGUUUCCUUUCAAAACCACCUUCUAAAUAAUGUGACUAUGCCUUAGGCUGUAUGCUCUGAAAUCCUUUUUUUUUUCCCCCUCAUUUGGUUGGGGCUGGUUUGUUUGCUUUUGGUUGGUGGAUCAACUGCUCGACCUUUAUUUUGGAAGUGUGACGUGAACACUAAUCUCAUGACGGUUUGGGAAGAUGUACAAUUUUAGGUUAAUACCCCAAUGCUACUAUUCUAGAAUCACCUAGGUGAUAGUUGAACCAGUUAACAAUAUUCUUUGCAAAAUUGGACAAAUUUUAUAUUCCCUAAAUAAAGCUUCGUUGUCUAAAGAA
Molecule: messenger RNA, 2607 nt
Organism: Ornithorhynchus anatinus (platypus)
Lineage: Eukaryota; Metazoa; Chordata; Mammalia; Monotremata; Ornithorhynchidae
Gene: C5H1orf174
Product: chromosome 5 C1orf174 homolog
Exons: 4
Coding region: 114-818 (234 amino acids)
Source: RefSeq, a predicted model, not a curated record